AUGCAAUGUUGCAAAGAUACCAGCAAGCCCAGGGUGAUAGCGCCGUCAUCGCCAAUCGCCAAUCGCCAUAGAGAAGCAAAGAUGCCAGCAAGAGCAGAGAAAGAGCGCCUGAACCUUGUCUUAGGUUCACACCUCGCCACAAUCCAUGAAACCCUUCAAGUUUUAGAUCAAACUCCUUCUUCUUCUUCUUCUUUCGUUAACAAAGUCACCUGGGAAGAUGUCAUUAAGAUGGCCGAACAAGUUUCUAAACAAGCCACCACAGUUGGAAUGAUUUGGACUGGAGACAAACCGGAAUCAAAAGCUAUUGAGGAAACUAUGACAUCUUACUUCAACAAUUUACAAGGUUUUCUCUUGGUUUCUCAUGGAAGCAAGGUAGGUGCGGGACCCACAUUGUCUUCCAGUAUUCAUGAAUCUGUUAAACAAGUUGUUGAUUCCAGUUUCAGGUUGAUGAAGGAAACUGUUUCUUUCUAUGGAUCCCAUCGUGAAGGCCAGAAACAAUUAGUUCCGCAACUGGUAGGUACUGUAUGGGAAGCGUGUUCUGCCCUUAAAAAGACCCCUACUUCAAACAUUACAGCAAUUGGGCGAGGAAUGACAAAGGUUGCGGUUUCGGUGAAGGAUGUUCUACGCGAGAUGAAAGAAUUGAAGCCAGUUUCUAGUGAUGAUCCAGCUGACACGGAGUCUGAACCAUGUGAUGAUAAUUCAAGUGAAGGUGAACUAGGGAAUGACCUAUCACCUGAAGAGAUGAAAGUGGCUGAAAGAACCAUUGUGGUUGUGUCUGACACGCUUUCAGUUCUGAAAGGACUUAUUCGCUCUAUUACAGGCUUGAUUAAGAUGGAAAAACCAGAUGACAACAGUGGUUUUGUAGAUUCACUUGAAAAAUUGUUACAGCUGUGUCAGGAACUAGGUCAACAGAUUGAUGAAAUUGGAGCUUGCCUCUAUCCCCCUCAAGAGAUUUCUUCCAUUGAGGCUGCGUUGGAGAAAAUCCGCAGCAUUAUUGAGGUUAUGCAGGCGGAAAUAGGAGGACUUCAAGGUGCAUCUGAUGCAUUUCUGGAGGCAUGCAAUGGUUUGAGGAGCUCAAUGCACGAGCUUGCGUCUGAACUAAGUAGCUUUAGUACUGCUGAUAUAGAAGCCGGAGUGGAAAAUAUAACAUUAAGUGAGAAGUAGAUUAUAUUUGUGUGCAAUGAUUUUGAUUUUUGACAGUAGAAUUUAUGAAAUGAUCCUUUUGAUUUUAUAUAUACACAUAUAAGUAUGUUUUUGUUUCUUGUAAACCUCUAAUUGGUGAGAGAUCACAUUUUACCCUCA
Molecule: messenger RNA, 1302 nt
Organism: Medicago truncatula (barrel medic)
Lineage: Eukaryota; Viridiplantae; Streptophyta; Magnoliopsida; Fabales; Fabaceae
Exons: 3
Coding region: 1-1164 (387 amino acids)
Cellular component (GO): nucleus
Source: RefSeq, a predicted model, not a curated record